AUUGUUCAAACAGUUCUUCCUUCUCGUACUAGUACACCAGAUGGCAUCGAGAUUGUACAGAUUCAUUAGAGAUGGGAGUCGCUAGCCUACAAUUUGGAACAUUUGCACAGGAAAUAAAAUACCAAGGUUCCACUGAAGAUAGAUUGGUACUUCUAAAGGGUGUGAGUGGAGAUUUUCGGCCAGUUGUUCUCAUAGCUUUGAUGGGUGUUAGUGGUGCUGGUAAAACAACAUUGAUGGAUGUCUUGGAUGGAAGGAAAACAAGAGGAUAUGUUAAUGGUGAUAUCAAUAUUUUUGGAUACACUAAGAAGUAGAGAAAAUGAAGAAGCGAAUGAGGAGAUUCAAUAAAAUGAAGAAGCGAAUGAGGAGAACAUUGAAGAACGUCAAGAUUUUAGAUUGUUUUUGUAACUUGUUCUAGGACAUUUUUGAAAUCGACAAGACAAUGAAAUUUAUGUCGUAAUUUACUAUUUUCUAGUUGUUAUAUGGAUAUUAAUUACUAUGGCUAGCUUAUAUUUUAGAUAUACAAUUUUAAUGAUGAACAUUGAUAACUAUUUUGUAAUUCUUAAUAUAAGCUUUUAUCUUGUUUUUGAGUU
Molecule: messenger RNA, 590 nt
Organism: Capsicum annuum
Lineage: Eukaryota; Viridiplantae; Streptophyta; Magnoliopsida; Solanales; Solanaceae
Product: pleiotropic drug resistance protein 1
Exons: 3
Coding region: 72-311 (79 amino acids)
Molecular function (GO): ATP binding; ATP hydrolysis activity
Source: RefSeq, a predicted model, not a curated record